CCCCUGCUCAGCCCUCGCUCGGGGCUGCGCCUCCCGGGGGCUCGUGCUGUCGUGCCGCCGGCGCAACAACGUCCCGCCAGGGCCAUCCACGUCUUCGGAUCGGACGAAAUGGCCGCCAGCUGGCGGAUCGUCUGUCUCGCCGAGUCUCUUUUUGAGUUUCUUGUUCAGACGACUCAGGUUCACUGUCUCUCCGGAACACAUACGGUAUGUCGCGCACCCAGAACCACGGGCACGCUGCACACUGACCCUGGCAACCCUCGAAAUGCGCGCACCCGAGAUGAGGAGAACCUUAGUUUAUUGAAGCUUGAGGAGCUGGAGGGAGCUAAAACUCGUCGGACCGCAACUACAAUACGUUUAGACACCGGCGCUAGGGCAUAG
Messenger RNA from Colletotrichum paranaense, 378 nucleotides. RefSeq lists its product as uncharacterized. The annotation marks the transcript as partial. The record is from RefSeq and is a predicted model, not a curated record. NCBI's taxonomy places the organism in Eukaryota, Fungi, Ascomycota, Sordariomycetes, Glomerellales, Glomerellaceae. The transcript has a single exon.